Catharus ustulatus (Swainson's thrush) is the source of this 8183-nucleotide messenger RNA. It is a transcript of the gene SLCO5A1, whose product is annotated as solute carrier organic anion transporter family member 5A1. Bases 1 to 2556 code for a protein of 851 amino acids. Gene Ontology annotation, biological process: sodium-independent organic anion transport; transmembrane transport. NCBI's taxonomy places the organism in Eukaryota, Metazoa, Chordata, Aves, Passeriformes, Turdidae. Gene Ontology annotation, molecular function: protein binding. The transcript has 9 exons. The record is from RefSeq and is a predicted model, not a curated record. Gene Ontology annotation, cellular component: membrane.
AUGGCUUCGGCGGGGACCCCGGAGCAGCGGCUCCCCGGGGCGGAGCGGCCGGCGGCGGCGGGGGGCCGGGCGGAGGCGCCGCGGUGCCGCAGUCUGCCCGCGCUCGGCUCCCCCCUGGCGGCCGGGGGGGGCGGCGGCGGCGGCGGCCCCGCCGCGGGACCGGCUCCCGAGGCCGAGCGGGGCCAGGGCGCCGCCGCCGCCGAGGCUGCCCGGCCCCCCGCCGCCGCCAGCGGCAGCGGGAGCUUCCCCUGGAAGACGGAGGGCGGCCAGCCGGCGGCGCCCGGCCGAGGGGUAUCCCUGGGCCCCCCGCUGCUGCUGCCGCCGCCGCCGCCGCCGGCGCUGCUGCUGGCGGGCCCCCCGGGCAGAGCGUGCCUGCGGGCUGUGCUGGCGGACUCGCGCUUCUUCCUGGUGUGCAUGUGCUUCCUGACCUUCAUCCAGUCCCUCAUGGUCUCCGGCUACCUGAGCAGCGUCAUCACCACCAUCGAGCGGAGAUACAGCCUCAAGAGCUCGGAGUCGGGGCUGCUGGUCAGCUGCUUCGACAUCGGGAGCCUGGUGGUGGUGGUCUUCAUCAGCUACUUCGGGGGUCGCGGGCGGAGGCCGCUCUGGCUGGCCGUAGGGGGGCUUUUCAUCGCCCUGGGCGCUGCGCUCUUCUCCUUACCUCACUUCAUCUCUCCGCCGUACCAGAUCCAGGAGCUGAACUCCUCCGUCACUAACGAGGGCUUGUGCGUGGCCGGCAAUAUCACUGCCAAAGAGCAGUGGGACACGUCGGCCUGCUUCAAGGACACCGGCGGAAAUGACCACUCUCUCUAUGUAGCUUUAUUCAUUUGUGCCCAAAUCCUCAUUGGCAUGGGCUCGACACCCAUCUAUACCUUGGGACCAACCUACUUAGAUGACAAUGUCAAGAAAGAAAACGCCUCGCUUUACCUAGCCAUCAUGUACGUAAUGGGAGCACUUGGACCUGCAGCUGGAUACUUAUUAGGAGGACUUCUUAUUGGUUUCUAUGUUGAUCCUAGGACAGCUGUGUAUAUUGACCAGAGUGAUCCCCGAUUCAUUGGAAACUGGUGGAGUGGAUUUCUCCUUUGUGCCAUUGCUAUGCUCCUUGUGAUAUUUCCCAUGUUUACCUUUCCGAAAAAGCUCCCUCCUCGACAUAAAAAAAAGAAAAAGAAGAUGAAUUCUGAUGAUGUUUCAAGUGAUGAUGAUGUGAUGAAAGAGAAAACAAGUAGCAAAACAGAAACAGACAGUUCAGUUUCUGCCUCUAUGGGAUUUGGAGAGAAUGUGAAAGAGCUUCCAAGAGCAGCUGUCAGGAUCUUAAGCAACAUGACAUUCCUUUUUGUGAGUUUGUCAUACACAGCUGAGAGUGCCAUUGUCACAGCUUUUAUUACCUUCAUUCCCAAGUUCAUCGAGUCACAGUUUGGCAUCCCAGCUUCCAAUGCCAGCAUCUACACUGGUGUGAUUAUUGUCCCAAGUGCUGGUGUUGGUAUUGUCCUAGGUGGCUACAUUAUAAAAAAGCUGAAACUUGGUGCAAGAGAGUCUGCAAAGUUGGCUAUGAUCUGCAGUGGUGUAUCUCUGCUGUGCUUUUCAACACUCUUUAUUGUUGGAUGUGAAAGCAUUAAUCUAGGGGGAAUAAAUAUACCUUACACAACUGGUCCCACUCUUGCCAUGGCCCACAGGAAUCUGACUGGAAGCUGUAAUGUUAACUGUGGAUGUAAGAUUCAUGAGUACGAGCCUGUCUGUGGAUCAGAUGGAAUAACGUAUUUUAACCCUUGCCUAGCUGGCUGCAUCAAUAGUGGAAACCACAGCACGGGGGUCAGAAAUUACACAGAAUGUGCCUGUGUGCAGAGUCGCCAGGUGAUCACUCCGCCGACAGUGGGCCAGCGCAGCCAGCUGCGACUGGUGAUUGUCAAAACCUACCUGAAUGAGAACGGCUACGCUGUGUCUGGGAAGUGUGAUCGAACCUGCAACACGCUCAUCCCAUUCCUCAUCUUUCUCUUCAUUGUAACCCUUAUAACAGCAUGUGCCCAGCCAUCAGCAGUCAUAGUGACACUCAGGUCUGUGGAAGAUGGGGAGCGGCCCUUUGCACUAGGAAUGCAGUUUGUUUUAUUAAGAACUCUUGCUUACAUUCCCACUCCAAUUUAUUUUGGGGCUGUUAUUGACACCACAUGCAUGCUUUGGCAACAGGAUUGUGGUGUACAAGGAUCUUGUUGGGAAUACGAUGUCACCUCGUUUCGUUUUGUCUACUUUGGAUUGGCAGCUGCUCUCAAGUUUGUGGGAUUCUUUUUUAUUUUCCUGGCCUGGUAUUCUAUAAAGUGUAAAGAAGAACAACUGCAGAGACAGAGUUGGAGGGCUUCGCCGGUGAACACUGUGAGUGAGAUGGUUGGACAAGCUGGACCCCAACAAAACUAUGCACGGACUAGAUCCUGCCCUACCUUCAGUUCCCAAGGAGACAUCAGUGUGGCACAAGGAAUGAGCUGCUUAGCACAGACCUACCCCGGCCCUUUUUCAGAAGCAAUAAAUUCCUCAAAUGAAAAUGCAUUGGAAGAAGUUGUUGAGAUAUAGACCCCUGGCUUGGUAAUGUAAUAUUUAGUUUUGUUGGUUGACUUAGUUACGGCGCCUUGUAAAACACCUGUGCCUUCUAUUUUUAAUCUAAAUGUAACACGUGAUAAAACCAACAAAGCUUGAUGCGAACAACCAUAAUAUGUUCCUGAGGGCUGGAUACCUCAAACCAACCCGAGUUCUUAUUUCUCCCCUCCCGACGAUGGAGUUUUAAAAAUUGUGUUUGUAAUUAUUUCAGAUGUGUCCAUUAAAUGUCCAUGCUCUGAUCUAAUAUCAUUGUAAAGUUGAGGUGUUACGAACAGCAGAAGUCAGUGGAAGAGUGACAAAAGCUCAUAUUGUUGAUGUCUCACAAAAAUGCUUUACUGUAUUGUCAACUUCAUAUCUGCAAAUUGUAUUUUUAAGAGAUGGGUAAUUACUGUGAGUUCUGCUACAAAGCACAACUGAACUUAUUUAAACUAUGCAACUUAUUUGGAUAAUUGUAUGUGCAGCAAAUUAAGUUUAAAGCUUGCUUUUAAAGACAUUACUGCAACUGAAUUUGAAAGGGGCUAUUUUCAGGCGUAAUCAUUAAAUUAAAAAAUAACAUAAGGUUUAAAGUACUGUUAAUAACAUGUCAAGCCAUACAAGACUUAUGCAUCAGGUAACGUUUGCAAAUGUUGAGUUGUAACAUUUUUAUCCUGUCAAAAUGUGCAUUAAUUUUCACUUGAUGGGAUGUAGUCUUUCUUCACAAAGUAUAUAGGAUACUGUAAUGCUUGAAGUAAAAAACUUCAGUAUUGGUUUAUAGUAACAUUAAGGAAUCACACACAUGUAGGAAUCACACACACAUACCAGAGCAGAUACGUGCAUAUUUCUGCAAUGUUGUUUGGGUGGCUGUUACUAGAACCAAGUCCAUACUUUCCUGAAGAAGAAAACAGCUGGUUAUAGCUUGAUAGGAAGUUUGGCUGUUCUUCAGAACUGCAUACCAGUCUAGUUCAGCUUCAGUGAGAAAGUCCUGAGGGAGAGCUAAUGGCCUCUGGUGUCUGGGACCUGGUGGGUCCCUGGCAGCCAGUGGCAGCAGAGUUCAGGCUGCAGGAGAGAGCAGAGCAGCCUGCCCACCGUGGUACCAGCUGCAAGGCUCUCCCUGCACUCCUGGCGCUGCUGAGGCUCUGAGCACCUGGCACCAGGACAGCUGGGAGGGGAGGGCUGGUGACACCCAGCACUGGGCAGCCUGGUGGGACAGGCCUGGAGGUCUUGCUUGUGUGGUUUGUCCCACAGAUGUCUGCCUGUCCUUUUCGCAGCUUCGCUGAAAGCUCCUGUGAAGGCAAAGGGUGAGUUUGUCUCUCUAUUGGCCCUCUGGGUGAAGAGCUAAGAAUAGAAAUUAUUGGCAAGUGUGGACUCACAGGACGUGACGUGGCCUUUGUUUAUUCAAAAUUACUGUAGUGUGUUCUCUCCCUGGGAGAUGCUGAGACUUUCUAAUCAAAUGUGCUUGGCAUUUCAUUUCUUGCUCUGGAGGCUUUGUAGUGCCAUGCUCAUGAGGUACUAAUGAUGUCUCAAAGGGCAGAAAAUUACGUCAGUUGGACACUGGAAGUCAAGGCUGUAUUGUGCCCUGCAGGGGAAGUCUUAGAAGUGUAAGAAAUUAAAAAACAGUCUUUUAAGAGGACUCAGUGAUAGUCUGAUUUGGAUUUUGCAGAGUAGAGAACUUGUGUGCAAAUAAACAGGAAAGAGCAGAGCUUCUACAUAUUUUUGAACAGAGUUAUUCCUGCUUUGAUUUUUCACUUUAGAACAUGUAUAUUGAUCAAAAACUCGAUGGAACCAAGUCCUUGGAAAUAAAGGCAGUACUCUCCUUGGUGUCCAUUGAGUUGUCCUGGGAAGAGUAGAUUUCACUCUCUGCCUUUGCCAACUGCCUUUUGUCAUCACCUGGAUCCUCUUGACCAGCACAUGGGACUACCCAUGGGACUGCUUAUUUCAGAGUGUCUCAGUCCAUUUAUGUAGUUUGUAACAAUUCUUACUCUUACUGUCUGAAAACUCCGAUUCUGCUACCCCAAACAUGGAGGAAUAUUGUUUUGAUCUCUUCCUGCUAUUCUGUCCAUAUUAACAGCUUUUUUUGGGUUAAGGCUGAGAAUGUCUUUUCUUUUUAUGAAGCCACUAGAUACAACAUGUCCUCAGUCAGCACACACUUUCUGAGAUAACUGGGUUCUACACUUCUUGUCCUGAGAAAUAAAUUUCCUUGGCUCAAAGGUGUUUUAUAUAUAUAGAUAUAUAUAAAAUAGGAGAUCAGAAUAGAUGGUAAAAAUGUUUCCUUUUCCUUUAGUCUCAAAUGCUUGUUGCACAAAGAAUUUUCUACCAUGGCAAAAGUUGGCAAAGUAGUAGGACAAAGUGUAAUUGCAGCCCAGCACUCAUCCAUUUUUAUCACUUCCCCAUUUUAAUCAUCACAGGGAGAAGUGAAGAGUGACAAUCUUUUCAAAUACCUCAGAAACAGAGCAUUUAGGGAAUUGUAAAAGACUGAAGAUUAAUCAUCUUACCAACCUCUUAUAUUUCAUGCCUUGUGUGCUUCUGUUCCAUACAAAAACCAAGGGAGAGAAGAUUAGGAUUGUCAGGAACUAAUGACACCACUGAUGCCAAAGAAUGAGAGUGAUAAAAAUGGCACUUCUGCAACUGCUGGUGUUUCUGAGCUUUCAAGGGAUUUCAGAGCUUGUUUCAAUGGAGACCCAUCUAUUUUUUAGGAUAUCCUGACCCUUCGACUCAAAAGAACAUUCAUAUUUCCUAAAUGGUUGAAAAAGUGGAAUGUAGAAAGACAGAUAUUAACUUCAGAAAUACUGAAAAAGCCUUCUUUAUAUACUUUCAAUUUUAAUUUUUAAUUAGAAAUUAAAUUUUAAUUUUUCUUUGAGAAUUAUAUGCAAAACAAAAUGUAGUUCCUUACUUUUCAAACAGAUUUUUUCCUGGUUUAGGGUAUAGAUAAUUUUGGCAAUAUGAAUAAAUUUCUAUAAAAUCAAUUAAGUCAGUGUCCUCUGAAAGAAAGAAAACCCAGACUCUGGCUGGGUUUUGGUUGCUUCCUGAAGGAGGGUUUCUCAUGAGUAAUCUAUAAUAGUCUAAACUAAGCCAAUAAAGGUAUGCAGGUGGAAUACAUUCACCUCCUAGAAAUGUCAGUUCCAGCAUUGUUACUGACUAGUAUAUGGGCUGCUGCACAAACACUGUGCUCUGAGGCUGUCAUUGCUGGAGGAAGCAGAAUCUCCAGACAUUGAGUGCACCCCUAGCAGUGGUCAUGGUCAACACAUGGGGCUAAACCAACUUCACAAGAACUAAAAAAGAACUUUACCUGUCAUCUGGAGAUGGGGCCCAUGCUUUCUUCCUGCUGUGAGACCCUCUCACUAUAGAACAUAAAAUUCCAGUAAGCUGUAAUUUUUGCCACCUUCCCUUUCUGUCCCUGAGCACAGAAGGUUUGGUAGCAGUGAAUACAAGAAGAGGUGAAGCAGAUCCUGCUCAUCCACAGGCUGCUGUUGGUAGCAAACCCAAUUGCAGCUUACCAGCCAGUGAUAACAUGGAGCAGCAUCUGGUGGUGGUCAAAGUGCCACCAUGCCCUCAUAGGGACAGACUAACUCCCCCUUCCACCACUUAGUCCUGAUUUAGAGUGGUGAACAUGAGAAGCAGCCCAAAUACCUGGACUUGAGUGAACAGGCGAAUUGUCCCUGCUUAGCCUCCCAUUCACCCUUGUUUCCUCAGAAAGGAGAAAACUUCAGAAUGGAUGCAGCCAUGGCCUUGGGUUCUUGUGAAUGCAGCACCCUCAGGAGAUAAUUUGUAGAUCUUUGCAGGGCUGGAAUAAUCUGGAGAGUGGGACUCUCCAUGUAUCCAGUUUUAGUCAAAAGCCCUCUGGUUUUGGUCCCCUUCUUUCCCUUGAACAUACUGGAUAAAAUAUGGUAUAAUUUGAAACCAAUGACAUUUUACAGCCUGUCAGUACAGUGUGAGAAGCUGCAAAAAAACUUGGAAUAUUAUGGUGCAAUUUUUAUUUAUUUGGAAACUUUCAGUUCUUCGGUCAGCCUGUAUAUCUUUAAAAGUGCAUUUAGUAACAUGCAGUUCUUCAGAACUUAUUGAUAUGUAAGUGGAGUCACAAAUCUACUAGGUAUUAGAAAUGUGCGUUUGAAAGGUCCUAAAUUACAAACACUUGAAUAUAGUGCUUUCAAAAAAUGGGACUUUUUAAUAUUGCUUAUUUGUAGUAUUAGCUAUUCAUUCAAUAUGGUUCUCAUCCAGCAGAACACUUAAAUAUGUGGGUAAAUUUAUGUGUUUAAGUAAUGCACUUGAAAAUAAUGCGCAUAUGUAAGAAUGGCACUAAAUCCUGUCUGCAUUAAAAAAGAAAUUUCUUUAUCCAAAGAAUAUUUCUAUGAUGAGCUCGUCCCCCAUGGAUUCAGGGAUAUUUGUAACCAGAAUAGCACAAACUAGCACUUGAGUUCUCUCCUGUGGCAUUCAGGUGUGGCUACUUACAUAUCCAGCAAUGGAGGAAGGCUGUAAUUUUCAAAUAGAAUUAAAAAUCAAAAUAUUUUGUGGGAAUGAUCUUAAAUUCAUCCUCGCUCUUCCUACCAUUCAUUUAUUUUACUAAUUUCUAUCUGACAACAUGUGUUGUUCUAUCUGAAAUAAAGGCAUCCUUCUGACCUUAGAGCCAAUGAAAUUACUCAGGUAAAGCUGUAGACUCAAACUGUGCCCUUCCACAGAAUAAUUCAGAUGACAAGUUGUCAGUAUCCCGCACAAAAGGAGCAGAACACUGCCUGCUCAGUGGAACUUCAGACAGCAUGUCUGGGACAGAGGGAGCACCCUCUGUACUGUUCUUGCAGGUUCUCCCCCAAAAUGCCUGAAUAAUUGCUGCCUUACUGCACUUGCCUGUGCAUGUGAUACCACAGCUCUUCAUGGUGUUAUAGUGACAUAAAACUGAUGAUAAAUAGGUCCAAAGUGUCUUACUGCUAUUUUGGAGCCAGAUUCUUGGCCUCACCAGUCCAAUGUUGAGGCUGAAGAACCUUGUGUUGGAAGUUAACAAGCUGGUGCUUUGGAAGUGUGUGUGAACUAGGGAAUAUCAAGCUUGUUUAGCUUUUAUACUCUAUUCACUAUUACUGCUCUUUUUGGAGGUGGAAGACAAAAGACUUCCUAAACAGGUUUAUCUUCUGUUUUUUCAAUAAUGUGUCUUACAAUGGCUUAGGAGAUGCCAUGCUGCAUGCUUAAGAAUCUGGCUUCCCCCAGCUGAAGUCAUCCAGCUGUAGUUGCUUUCCAGGGGCUUAAAACACCUGGUAACAGAGAUUUACUAGGACUGCAACCUGCAUAGUUAUUGCUUUGGACAGAGUGUUUGCUACUUAUAGAUAAAACCUGCAAUCAACACAUUUCAGGUUCUUCAUGUACUGGGCUUGAUUCUUUGAAUGUUUUCAUCACUUCAGAGUGCUUAGGAAAUGGGCAGUCAACAUCAUGGUGGUAGAUUUAUUCUUUGGUAGGGAAUUAAGGCUUUCUUCUUUUUUCUUUUCUUGUUUCUUCUUUUUCUUUUUUUUACUUCUUUUUUUUCUGUUUUUUCUUCUUUUUUUCCCCUUGUUUGACAAAUAGCAAUGCAAAAAGAUUGGAUGUAGACAGUGUCACAGAGUAGAGAUGUGGAGCCUUCAGUGUGAGGACAGAGUAUGGGCAGU